This is a messenger RNA of Pocillopora damicornis (cauliflower coral), 837 nucleotides long. RefSeq lists its product as uncharacterized. The record is from RefSeq and is a predicted model, not a curated record. NCBI's taxonomy places the organism in Eukaryota, Metazoa, Cnidaria, Anthozoa, Scleractinia, Pocilloporidae.
AUGAGCUUGUUUGUUUUCCCCUCAGUUUUUACAGCAAUUUUUACAAAUCUCAAUGCCACUGGAAGAUAUGGUCCAACAACGCUGGGCAGUCACUACACAGGUCAGGAUCAUGACGGACAAGUUACACUGUCCAACGGUAUUCAACAAUGGACUGUGCCGUACACUAGCUUCUACAAAAUAAGAGCGAUUGGAGCAGCAGGAGGGUACGAUUCAUACCCUAACAGCCGUCAAUACCGUGGAAGAGGAGCAAGAAUAGUUGGAAAAUUCCGUUUAAACGAGGGUGAAGUUAUCCAGAUACUUGUAGGUCAAGAAGGAGGAAUAAACAAGAGGGAUCGAUCCUCUGGUGGUGGUGGAGGUACAUUUGUGGUGAGAGGAACCGACACACCUUUGAUAAUAGCUGGAGGCGGAGGAGGGAUAGAUUCUGCAGAGUCAAGACAUGCAGGAUGUGACGCCAGCGCAAAGACAACAGGGCAUUCUGGAUAUAAGUCAUGGUCAGGAGGGAGCAAUGGGCAUGGUGCUCAAACUGCUGAUGAUGGUAACUCAGGUGGCGGUGGUGGCGGGUUUUAUUCCAGUGGAAGAAAUGGAGAGAAUUUCAAUGGAACCAAGGGAGAGGGCGGAGAAGGUGGUGAUGGAUUUCUUCAGGGAGAUGAAGAAGAGGAGCAUCUUCCACAAAUUGAAGAACUUGAAGAAAGUAUAGCCAAAAAAGACGCAGUUACCCAACUUCAUUCAGACCUCGCCCAAAUAAGAGAAACUGCACAAAGUCUGGAAAAGGGAGGAGAACACUGCACCUGUAUCACUCAGCAGGGUCUUAUGGUGAAUUCUAGGAGUUACCCAUGA